Acanthopagrus latus (yellowfin seabream) is the source of this 4281-nucleotide messenger RNA. It is a transcript of the gene tspan4a, whose product is annotated as tetraspanin 4a. Gene Ontology annotation, cellular component: membrane. Lineage: Eukaryota; Metazoa; Chordata; Actinopteri; Spariformes; Sparidae. The record is from RefSeq and is a predicted model, not a curated record. The transcript has 7 exons. Bases 1393 to 2367 code for a protein of 324 amino acids.
UCAGACGGUGCGUGUGGAUGAGAAAGCAACGGAGCUUGUGAGAGAAGGAGGAAGGAAAAGGGGGAGGGAGGAAGAAUCAGGAGCAUGUGAGGAAGAGGGAGGGAGCUUCAGGCAGCCACACUGGACUACGCUCACACACUGCAGUCUUUCUUUUCUUCUCUGAGGAAACUGUCUGCCUCGUCUCCCUGCUCGUCUCUCCUUCUUGCUCUUUCUUCUGUCGCUGCUUGGCCAUGACCCCGGCGGACACCUUGAUCUCCCUGCCCUCCUAGAGAAGAGGAUAGAAAUGCUGUAGCGGAGGAGGGAGAGAGACGAGAAGAGGGGACACCGCACACUUUGCCUCACUGAUGAGACUCUGGAAAUUAAUUACCCGCCGUCAGCACAGAAGGGGGAGUGCAGAGAGGGACUCAGAGUAAGGUGCGAGGAGGAAAGAGGAGGGAGUUAAAGAGGACGAAUCGCUAAAUGGGUGAAGAGCAGGCUGUUGAGAGAGGCAGAGUAACCCCCGGACACUGUCAGAGACAAAAGACACAAGUUAGAGGAGGCAGGAAUUCAAAAGGGACAUCAAAUCAGAAUGGUCCACUCACAUGCGGUACUCAUCCCUUCAUGCUUCCUUCUCCUCACAUUCCCAACACCAUCCUUCCCUCUCAUCGGCUCGUCUCAUUUAGUUCCUUAAUGCAUGUCAGCAAAAGCACAUUGACAGCCACAACCACAUGCUGAACACUCAUCCAUCACUUAGACCACAGGGCUGUGUUUCAUCCUCAGCAGAUGUUUGAUCUGUUACUGAGUAAAACAAGUUGAUUGGCUGAAGCAGGUGUGCCAUUACCUCCCAGCCGGGAGCACCUGCUCAGGAAUCUCUCAUGAGACCAGGUAGGACGUUUCUGGAUCAUAUUGUCAGCCCCGAGCAGCUGGAGCGGUCGAGUCGAAACCCCUCAAUCGUCUUCCUUGAUUGAACUGUUGCGAGAUGAAACUGCAAACCAGCUUAUCUGUCAGAGCAUGACACCUGCCUCUGAGCGAUUACAGAGAGGGAAACAGUGGUGUGCAGAUGUGUGUGUAUGUGUUGGGAUUAUGUCCUGAAUAUACAAAUUACACAGGUGUUGCAGCAGGAUUAUACAAAGUCUCCUGCUGAAAUUAGAGGCACUGUAGGAUUAAAGAGAAGAACUUCAGUCAAGUGGAUGGCAGCACGUUCUCGUGCACAGAUUAAGUCAGAUCAAGUGUGAUCACACUUUGGGGCACAGUUAAAUCAGCUGUUCAGGGGUCAUAAUUAUUUGGAGCUGAACUGGGGACAGGUUGAAACUGCUGGAAUCCGUCUCACAGCCCUCAGUGGAAUAACUUGGGGACUUUGCUCAGACCUGAAGUACACAGAGUGACUAUUAAAGACUCAUCAAGGCUUCCAUAAUGAGACGCUCAAGCACAGAUGAGACUCCCUACCGGCGCAGUCCAUCUCUGGACAGCAAACCCGACACGCCACCGUUCACGUCUGGGUUUCACCGCUUCAGUGGGGAGUUUGAGUACAAGCGGCCACCGUUUGCGUUUGGCUUCCACACGACAAAGGGGCCACAGAGGUCUAAGGGGCGCUACGCCCAGGGGAAGAAGUAUGUGGUGUUUUACCUGGACCUCUCCUUCAUAUUCCUCCUAGAACUGCGGCGCUGCAGGAUGGCCGAGGGUUGCAUGAUGGCCCUGCGAUAUGGAAUGGUCUUCUUCAACCUCCUUUUCUGGUUGGGAGGAUGUGGCAUCCUGGGGGUGGGAGUCUGGCUCUCAGUGACCCAGGGGAACUUCGCCACCCUGUCAUCAUCCCUGCCCUCACUGUCGGCAGCCAACCUGCUCAUCGCAGUGGGGACCAUUAUCAUGGUGAUCGGCUGCUUGGGGUGUGUGGGGGCUGUCAAAGAGAGCCGCCCUCUGCUGCUGACAUUCUUCAUCCUCCUCUUGCUCAUCUUCUUCCUGGAAAUUCUGUCCAUAAUGCUUUUCUUCAUCUAUCAAGAAGAGAUUGAUCACUACGCGCAGAGGGAUCUGAAGAAGGGCCUCCAGCUGUUUGGCACAGAGGGCAACGUGGGUCUGACCAACGCCUGGAUGAUCGUACAAACUGAUUUUCGCUGCUGCGGAGUCACCAACCACACAGACUGGUUCGAGGUUUAUAAUGCAAGCCGUGUGCCGGACUCCUGCUGCCUGGAGUACAGCAACAACUGUGGCCUGGACAACCCAGGAACAUGGUGGACAGCGCCGUGCUACGAGCGGGUAAAGGACUGGCUUAACGAGAACCUGGUGGCACUUUGGAUCUUUGCUCUAUGCACAGCACUUACCCAGAUCCUGGGCCUGGUCUUCUCCAUGACGAUGUUCUGUCAGUCAGUGAAAGUAGAGACCUUCUACGCCUAGUGGUCGACGAUGAAGAUGUUUCUCAUCAGAGAGGGACAAAUAUAGACACACCCUCCUCCUCCUCCCUCUCCUUCUUCUCUUCCUCCUCCUCCUUUUCCAUACAGAGUCUUCUGUCCAACCUUCCUCCUCUCAGUGACAUUCCCUCUCAGGUGUCACCACUUCACAGUUUUUCUGCUAACUAUCAACAAGCACAGUGUCAAUGUAACUACCUGAGUUGGUUCCUAUGGUUUGCUAUGUGUCAAAAGCUAAUUUCUGUGAUACAUUUUAUGAAGAAGCAGUAUUAUGAACAUGUAUAAAACAAUUGUAACCCUAUUUGUUCAUUUUUUAAAUAUGUUUUUUGUUUUAAAUUAUUUCAUGGUUUGUAUGUGUUUUCAAAAUCAGAGCUACAGUCGGGAAAAGUGCACAGUGUGAAGUGCUCCAAGUGCAUGUCUCCUGCCAUGGUGUGUAUUAAAUGUUCUGGCUCGACUAAAAGACACACGUCAUCCUGUCAUUUCUCUGACCGGAAACGCUGAAGGUGUGGAUGACAAACAUGGUGACACAAGGGGACAUUUUACAGGAAGCAGCAUGUAAAACUGUGUCUGUGGUGUCUCUGUUGUCUGGUGUGCUGGAGUCAUGAAAACAUUUUACAGCACCUAACCAAUCAGGUAUUAUGCAGAUAUAUCUAAUAAAGCAGAUAUAUCUAAUAAAAAAAACUGCAGCCUUGUGCACACGUGACUUAACUGAGACGACAUUAGAAGAGUCUCUCAGAGAAAUUUAAAUGAGCAAGCAGCGGGAGCCUUUAGACUGGCCUGCAGCGAUUUCCCCCGCAGCACCAAACGCAGCUCCAAUGACAAAGAUUCAUGUGCAGUCUUUGAAGCUUCCUCUGGCCCUUUUGUGACUCUUUUUUUGUUUUGUUCCCACCUUAGGCCGUCAAGUACAGUCCAGGCUAUGAGUACACUAGAGUCACAUUUUGAUUAAAUAUCCCCAUAGGAGAAAUGCUUUAAGCGGUAGUGUUAAGGUCCAAGCACGGCAGGUGCUGGAACUCAUUUGCAUUUGUUAGGAUUUUCUCCCUUCCUGCUUCAUUUCUUUCAAGACAAUCUAGACCUGAAAGUGCAAAAGUACCAGAGCAAUUAAAAUCUGUGGAAAUGUUUCAAAUCUCUCCCUGUAGUCGGCCAAAGAAAUUACAGACAUCAGUCAGUAGGCGGAGCCACGACAGGACAUAUCACAUUUACAUUUUGUUCUUUCCGGUACGAGAUGUAUCCUGUCAGUCCUGAGAACUGUGCUGAAAAGACAAGAGUGGCUUCAGAGUUGUGUUAAAGGAUAAAGAUUAUGCUUAAUUCCAGGUUCAUAAUGUUAUUCUCGGUUACUACUAGAAUAGGUUUACAUGCUUUAAUGCUCAAGAAACACACCAACGUUCUCAUAAUGUCCAGUGCUGCCAGCUCUCUAUUCCACCUCUGUCAGAAGAGCUGUUUUAGCUCCUGUCUCUUUAAGGCCCCUCCGCCUGAAUACCUACUCCAUUCUGAUUGGCCAGCUCACACAUGCCUGAACCAUGACCACUAACAACAACAACAGAGCAGCUGUGCUCAAUCAAUUCUUACAAGCCAAACAAGCUGCUAGGCAUAAAUGAUGUGUAUGUGUUCUGUUAGUGCUGCCUUUUUUUAACUUUCAAGGUGGUUCAUGUGAACAAGAACAUAUGAAACAUUAACGGAAAGGAAAAUCAAAUAAAAUGGUACAUAAGGCCCUCACUAACUGGCAGUGAAGCAAAACAAAACACAUUGUUCAUGCUGCAGCUUGAUGGUCAGAACAAAAUAAAGAUUUCUAACAAAAUCUUCAAACUAAACUGACAGUACUGAAUCAUUAGCCUCACUAACGGAGUGGGUUUUAGCUGUGGAGUUCAUCACUGUUGACUGAAAACACUGUUUUCAAUGAAGGUCA